AGCUCGACAGGCUCCAUUUUGUGAGAAGCUGCCGAAGCCGAGUCGAGCGUCGCUCCCGUGAAGAGGCACAUCCCCGAAACGACAAUAGAACAGUCCAAGUUAGCCGACGAACCGCUCGCUAACCAAGUUAUUAUCCGAAAGGAAAGCAAAUCUUAUCGUAUGUCCGGUAUCCAGAACCUCCAAACUUUUGACCCCUUUGCUGAUGCAACUAAGGGUGAUGACCGCCUCCCAGCCGGGACAGAGGACUACAUCCACAUAAGAAUCCAACAGCGGAACGGCAGGAAGACCCUCACUACUGUCCAGGGCAUCUCCGCCGACUAUGACAAGAAGAAGCUAGUCAAGGCCUUCAAGAAGAAGUUUGCCUGCAAUGGGACAGUGAUUGAGCACCCAGAGUAUGGUGAAGUGAUCCAGCUGCAGGGAGACCAGCGCAAGAAUAUCUGCCAGUUCCUCAUUGAGAUUGACUUGGCCAAGGAGGAGCAGCUCAAAGUCCACGGCUUCUAGAAGCUGCUUGCAGCCCUCUCCCCUCCUGGAAGGCCAUUAAACUCCCCCAUCCCCCUCUCUUCCCCUCUUCCUAUGUGCUGCUGUUGCUCUUCCUCCCCCCUCUCCCCCCUUGCAACCCCACCAGCUCCUAUUAGCUAACACGUGAAUUACCUCUGACAAACAUGGGACUCUGUAACACCACCGCCCCGCUACGACACCAGGGGGCAGGCUCGCUCUCGCAAAGACACACCGCUGCAGCUCCACACAACAUCAGGGAUGAGUGGUGAUGACCCUCCCUCACACACUUCCUCCUUCCUCGUCCCCUUUGUUUAUUUCCUUUUAAAUUUUUUUCAUUUUAGGUCUUGUGCCAUGUUGCGGAGGCACCGUUUCAUGUAACGUUUUUGUUUUGUACUUCAAGGUGUUUCAAUAAAACGAUGAGUCUCCAUA
Messenger RNA from Amphiprion ocellaris (clown anemonefish), 927 nucleotides. It is a transcript of the gene eif1, whose product is annotated as eukaryotic translation initiation factor 1. The coding region runs from base 160 to 501 and encodes 113 amino acids. NCBI's taxonomy places the organism in Eukaryota, Metazoa, Chordata, Actinopteri, Pomacentridae. Gene Ontology annotation, molecular function: RNA binding; ribosomal small subunit binding; translation initiation factor activity. Gene Ontology annotation, biological process: translational initiation. Gene Ontology annotation, cellular component: eukaryotic 43S preinitiation complex. The transcript is spliced from 4 exons. The record is from RefSeq and is a predicted model, not a curated record.